Molecule: messenger RNA, 3989 nt
Organism: Linum trigynum
Lineage: Eukaryota; Viridiplantae; Streptophyta; Magnoliopsida; Malpighiales; Linaceae
Source: the annotation of a GenBank genome assembly
AGUCAUCAAUUUGAUAUUUUUUUAAUUGUAAUUGUGAUUUAAUCGUUUCAUAUUACUAAAAUUUUCACCGAUUUAUUGUUUACAAACCAUCCUGGUUAAAAUGUUAUUAACCCAGCUUAGCGCGUGACCCCUCCAAAAGAAUCCCUAUAUUACUCGGUUCCCUCCAGUCAAAGAAAGGAAAUUUUACCCCGUCUCUUGAAUUGCCCAUUGCUGGCCCGGCGCCGCCAUUUCCCGUACGGCUCUCGCUAUCCUCAUCGUCGACGGCAGCAGCACUGCGUCACUGCCGCUGCCGGUUCCGACUCAGUUUCUCCUCCCCAGCAGCCCACUGCCUCGCGCCUCUUGAGUCUACUCCGCCCCUGCUGCUGAGGUAAAAAAAAACUCCAACUUCUGAUCUUGAAUUGAUUAUUGGGGCGUGUGUGAUCAAGGAUUCUGAUUUGUGAACCCUAGUUUAGUUAAAAGUGAAUUGCUUUGAUGUUAAUUAACAAUAUGUGCAUUUGAAAAAAAUGUAGGUCUCAGUUCGACAAUGGAGAAACAUUUCAGUAAAAAGGUCACUAGUGAAUCAAGAGCAAGUAGUAAACAUGAUCAUAGUUCAACCCAGUGCCUGCCUAAUCAAACUGGGGGAUGUGAGAUUGAUGUAAACUCUUUGGAAGAUGGUUUUGGUGAUACUAGUGAGAUGGAUCUUGGUGCUGGUUUGAUAUCUUCGACUGGGAAAGACGAGCUGGAUGUUCAUAUUCGUGCUUCUAGUCCUAUUAGUAGUGUGUUCAAUGUAGAACGUGAGGAUUUGAUGAAGCAGUCGGAAAAUGUUGAACUUGUCAGGAGUGAAAUAUCAGAUCAGACGAAGAGAGAUUAUAGGGCUGGGUUGGAGACUGCAAUCGAUUGCAUGAAACUUAUGAUACGCCAAGGAUGGAUAUUUCAUGAACCAGAUGAGUUUUCGAGCAAGGACGGUCUGUUUAUUGAGCUUCUGAAAUUCACUGCUUCUUUUUCUGGUAGAGAAGAUUUGGAAAGCAUCGUGUCGGGUCAUCCUCCGAAAAUUCUUCAAAUUACUUCUCCGGAUUUAGAAAAAGACAUUGUUCGUGCAAUAGUGGCUGAGAUAACCCUGGAUAUAAUUGGACAUCUUGGAGAUGAUUUUUUUGCCAUUUUCGUGGAUGAGGCUUUUGAUGUGGAGGGAGAAGAGCAUAUGGCUAUUGUUGUACGAUAUGUGGAUCAAGAAGGAUCUGUUGAGGAGCGUCUUCUCGGUAUUUCUCGUGUUCCGGAUUCUAAAGCUUUGGCAUUUAAAAUGGCAAUCGAGUCGAUGCUUGUACAACAUGGGUUGAGCAUGUCAAGGAUAAGGGGGCUAAGCUAUAAUGGAGCUAGCAACGUGAAUGGAGAAAUCAGCGGUCUAAAAAGAUUGGUGUUUGCAGAAAAUCCAUCUGCUUAUUAUGUUCAUUGUUCUACCCAUCAACUUGACUCAACGGUGGUUGCUACUGCUAAACAUCACGUUGAUGUUUAUAUUUUCUUUAUAACUGUCACUCGCUUGAUUAAUUUAGUGGAAGCAUAUUGUCAAGGAAGUAACAACAGUCAAUAUGCCAAGCUUGCAAAGGCUUUAUUUCACGAUGAGCCAAAGAUUGGACGAGGGUCGAAUCACGAACUUGGUCACGUAAAGGCUAGUAAUACUUAUUGGCAGUCACACUUCAAGAAACUUGUUGUCUUAGAUGUGAUGUUCUCGGACGUGAUUAAUGUGUUGGAGGCCAUUGAAGAUGAGAAACGUUACGGAGUAAGCGGUGAAGCAUUUACUCUGUUGAGAUUACUUGAAAAUUUUGAGUUCGUCUUCUUUUUGAAAAUGAUGAUUAGAGUAUUAUCGAUCACAAAUGCAUUGUCUAAUGCAUUAGAAAUGAAAGAUCAGCAGAUACUAAAUGCCAUGCAACUUGUUGAUGUGGCGAGGUAUCAAUUACAAGAGGCGAGGGAGAAAGGAUGGGAGUCUUUUCUUGGUGAAGUGUUAUCUUUCUGCGAGAAGCAAUGUCUUGAUCUUCCUAAUAUGGAAGAUCUUCGUCCCAAGAGGUUUAAGGCUCCACAAAUCACUAAUUUGCAUUACUACCAAGUUGAGUUGUUUUAUAGCGUUCUGGAUCUGCAACUGGAAGUGUUUAAUAGUACGUUCGAUGGGGUGACUACAGGAUUGUUGAACUGUGUUGCUUGCUUAGUUCCAGAUGAUUCCUUCAAAGGCUUCAACAAGCAAAUGGUGGCGAAGCUUGCUACAUAUUAUCCUAAUGAGUUCUCUGACGCGGACAUCAUAUCUCUGGACAGUCAAUUGGAUGCUUAUAUACAAGAUUUGCAGCUUGAUGCUAGAUUCAGUAACUUGAAAGGAAUUGAGGAGCUUUCUCGAAAAAUGGUGAUGACAAAGAAGCAUACUAUGUACCCGCUAGUUUACUUACUUGUGAAACUAGCUUUGAUCUUACCAGUAGUAGCAACAAGGGCAGGUGCUGAAAAAACUUUCACUGAGAUGAUAUUCAUGAAGGAGGAGCUUCAAAAUCGAAUUGGCGAUGAGUCGAUGAAUGACUAUCUGAUGGCAUAUAUAGAGAGAGAUGCAGUUCGACAUUUUGAUAAGGGAUGUAUUUUAGAAUAUUUGUAGAACAGUUUCAUCUAUCAAUUAGAUGCUAUUUUGUGUAGAACAGUUUCAUCUAUUUUGUGUAGAACAGUUUCAUCUAUCAACUAGAUGCUAUUUUGGGUUGGAAUUUACUUUAUACAUAUUUCGCAAUUGAUCUCAUUUGCAUUAAAAACCAUUGUGUUUGUUCUGGAGGCUAAGACUUGUUCUGCUUACAGCUGCCCUGACUCUUAACCAGCACAUUAGAAUGAAGAUGAUAUGGAAAAUUUGUUAUGUUCCACUCCAUGAAAAGUUCAUCUAUGAGUUCUCUGGCAUUCCCUCGAAAUCUACAACAGUUUCGCAGAUUUAAACUUGGGUUUUGCUUCUGCAGUACAAUCUAAAGGUCACAAGACUCGUAACAAGAUGCUGGCUCUUGUUCUCGCGUUAUCUGAUUGUAGAGAAAGAAUGCCAAUUUAGCUUGAAAUGGUCUUGCAGGAGAUUUGUGUUGAGCAUGAUGUAGAUUUGUCAAUUUAUAUGUACCAGAAUCAAGCAGAGAUCAGUAAGGCAAGUAGUUAAUUAACCUUCUGAUCUCUUUUUCCAGGUCACUAUGAUAAGCUACUUCAGAACCUCUGCAUCUUUUCCUCCUCUCUUCCAUACAUUCCCCGACAAAAUACCAAGUUGCGCAUUUCCUAUCUGGAAAAUCAAACUGAAUCUGAAACUAAAGAUGGGUUGUCAGUCAAGUUCAGGGAGCCAUCCUCAAAGUUGUUUCUCAUUUCUGCUAGUUUGCACCCAUCCACAGAGAGAGUAUGAACUAAGAUGUCUGCCAGCUUCAUUUCUCCUUUCGUCUCACAUCACACGUAGCUCCAUUCGAGGUGACCUCAAUGCUUGUCCUAGCCGCCGAAUUUCGGCGCAUGUAAUACGAAUUCCUCCACCUGAGACCGAAGUUUUUUAUGAUCAAAAGUUGGCAAUACAAUUGUUGGUUGCAAGUUGCAACCACAAGUCUCACAACACAUGCUCAACCGCCAACAGGAGACUCAGAGACCAAGCCAGAUUUCCGUCAAAAACUACAAAAGAUUUCGUGGACGGCAGGAUUCGAACCUGCGCGGGCAAAGCCCACAUGAUUUCUAGUCAUGCCCGAUAACCACUCCGGCACGUCCACGAUUAUUGAUUAUUUUUACAAAUUCUAAUAUUACUUAAUUGAUAGCAUCUUGACAAAGCUAGUCAUGAUCUUCGUCAAAAUCCCGUGCCCUCUCACCUAGAUGAUAUCCAUCGUCCAUUCGCCCCUCAAGUGGGUUUAAUUUACAUUAUUUUCUCAUCCUUGUAUGGUUUGUUUCGAACAAUUGUAGGAAACAAUUCAGUCAAAAGCGCGAUUCUACCUAGAAGCGGAAAAGGGGUAAACUCGUGAAGCGUAGAAUCAAAGCGUAAAAGCGUA